Neogale vison (American mink) is the source of this 492-nucleotide messenger RNA. It is a transcript of the gene PYY, whose product is annotated as peptide YY. Gene Ontology annotation, cellular component: extracellular region. Bases 168 to 461 code for a protein of 97 amino acids. Gene Ontology annotation, biological process: feeding behavior; neuropeptide signaling pathway. Gene Ontology annotation, molecular function: neuropeptide hormone activity; neuropeptide Y receptor binding. The record is from RefSeq and is a predicted model, not a curated record. Lineage: Eukaryota; Metazoa; Chordata; Mammalia; Carnivora; Mustelidae. The transcript has 5 exons.
AUCUGUCACCGCGAUUUCCAGAAGGACAGAGAACUUGCGGCCGAGAUAUAAGCCCCGCAGGGAAGGCGCUGAGCAGAGGAAGAGGCCACAGCCCGACCUGCAGCAGUCCAGCCCUUGGGACGCCUUUCGCUGGCCACUUGCUCAUCCCUGCUUCCGGAGCUGUCGCCAUGGUGACGGUGCGCAGGCCGUGGCCUGCCGUGGCCACAGUGCUGCUGGCCCUGCUCGCCUGCCUGGGGGCGCUGGUCCAGGCUUACCCCUCCAAACCCGAGGCUCCCGGCGAAGACGCCUCGCCCGAGGAGCUGAGCCGCUACUACGCGUCGCUGCGCCACUACCUCAACCUGGUCACUCGGCAGCGGUAUGGGAAACGCGACAGCCCCGAAGCGGUCCUCGCGAAACUGCUCUUCCCCGACGACGAGGACCGCCGGGUCAAGACACGGCCAGAAGACCUGUACAUGUGGUGACGACCUCAGGGGCUCCUGGGAGAUAUGCUAA